CGGGAGAACAGCGUUUCUGAUAUGUCAAAACUAGCCAUAAGGCUAAUAUCCUUACCUUUAAUCGAUAGUCCUGAGGCUUAUUCAGUAGGAGGAAAUAUGUACCUUGUUGCAUGUCUACCCUGUGGGCCGGUUUCCCAGACAGGUUAUACAGGACAAAAAAUGAUACUCGAUGGAGAUUCUCAUUUGAAAGUAUUUUAGUCCAGGACUAGGCUUAAUCUGUGUCUGGGAAACUGUCCCUAUAUGUCAUCUAUCUGAAACACUUAAAAUGUUGAAACAUAUUGAAUAAGCUCCAGGGAUCACCCAACUGCCCUCAAGUAGAGAGACAUUUUGAAGAUCUGUCAUCACGUGGUGUUUAUUUAUAUACUACCAUUAUACAGUGCCCUCCAGUGUCCAUCCACUCAAGUUCUUGGCAUGCCUUGCGCAGGAAACUCAUUCCAUGAAGGGCCAAGAGUCUGCUGGUUUUUGUUAAGACCUCGUCAACAAGAUGAGAGGAGUGCCUUACUAAUCAGCGACCUUAAUUGAUCAAGUACAAGGCAAGAGCAAAAACCGCAGACACUCGGCCCUGUGUGGAAUGAGUUUGACACGUGCCUUACUUAAUAAUUUAGGCUGCUGCUAAAAAAAAAAAAAAAGUAGUUAUUUUUUUGGUAGUCCUCUGUGCCAUAUUGUACCCUUCAAUUAGAUUGUUAUGAUCAAAGUUUAGAAUCCAUACUUUGCGAUCUUAUUUAUUUCCCAAGUCCAGUUGGACUGACCUCAAAUUGUUUCAUAGUGCAGUUGUGGCAAUAGUCUGAACUAGACGAAGCCUUCGGAAGGCCUACAUAUGAUGUUCAAGUAAUUUAUAAGCAGAUAUCUAAAAAUGCAUUCCAAAUGUGUUAACCCAUAAGUAUGUUUGCUUCUAGCCACAAUAACAGAAGCUCAUUCAGAGUUCUAGACAAAUGUAAUUUAGUGAUGAGUCCAUCUGACAGUUAUUUUGGCCCUUUGAAUAUGGUUAAUGUUGUGAGAAAAGAUGCAGUAUGAUGACAAUUAGUACUUUCCUUAUUUUAGCCCAGUGGUCUGUUUUGAAACUUUUAUUUUGUAACCACGCAUUGCAAGAGAGUAAACACACAUGGGCUCAUCCUGUGUUUCACAAAGCACCACUGACCACAGCCUGGAAAGGCUUUGGCCUGUGAGAAUUUCCCCUGCACUAACUGAUAGGCACUGUGUCACGUUUGCGCAAACGAAAAAUAGCUUCAGGCUAUUCUGGAUAUUAAUUAACAAUUUAAAAAAUGGUUAUCUACUCUUUGAUAUUCCAAAAUAGGGCUGGUUUCCCAGACCCAGAUAAAGCUUAUUCCUUUACCAGAAAGAACUUUAAAUGAAGACUCAUCGAGCAUGCAUUUUUGCUCACUACUAGGCUUAAUCUGUGUCUGGAAACUGGCUCAUAUUAAAAUAAGCAAUGUAAUACAGUGAGAGUGCUUACUCAGUUGUUGGGUAUGUGAGCUUUAUAUUUUGAAAUGUAUAAAAUAUUUCCUAGAGAAAUUGUUGGUUGAAUAAAUGUACAGUGCAUCAGACACUGGCAGAGGACAACAGCACAAUAUUUUUGUAAUAUGUCAGGUAUGUUAUGAAAUGUGCUCCUAAAAGUGAGUGUAUGUAUGAACUAAAUCCUGGGUGGUAAAAGUUCAAAGAUCAAAAUGAAAGCGGAAGUGUGGAGAUAACAGCUGGUGAUUUAGACUGUAAGAAUUGUGUCCUUGGAGUAAUUUUCUGCCUCAGAUGCUUGAAAACAAAUGGACACUUUGAAAUAAGAUCAACAUUACCUCGCACAUGUGCAUGCCAUAUAAUGUUUAAUCUUCCUAAUAAUGAUUAUACUCUUACGGUUAUUUUCUGUUUCACUUUUAGUAUUAUUGUGACAAGUUACUUUUCUGGUGACAAGGUGAGUUGUUGAACAUUUUUAGAAAAACAUUGUGGUCUGGUCAUGACUGUAGAGUUUUUAGUGUGAUAUCCCUUCAGGUAGUUAAAAAAAAAAAAAAAAGGAACUAACAAUUUAUAGAAUACAUCAGUGAUAUAGUACAUGAUCACUUAAAUUAAUGAGACUUAAAGGAAUAGUACACUCCAAACCAAUGUUUACAAGAUUGUUAUAUAGCCUCAAAAGUGCUCCUCAGUCAUUCUACAAUAUCUGUUGAAUAGAUAGUAUUCAGGGAAAUAUGCAUGAUCUACCUCAAAUUAAUGGAAAAGAUCUGUUCAACCAAUGUUUGAAUUUGAGUGACAAUAUUAUAUCGCUACAUUUAAUUAACCUCUUGGAUGUAAAGGCCCCUGAAGAGGGGACUAGCAAAGUUCUGGUACCUGUAAUUUUUGCUUUUAAAUCGAUCUGUGGAUGUCGUAGAUCAAAAUGACUACCAUUCAGCAAUAGCCCUAGUUCUCACGGAGUCUGGAGUAUUGUCAAGUGCUAGUCGGAUCAAGGAAACUCGGGUUUUCCGACUUGCUAACUUGUUGUAGCUAUACAACUGCUGCGUUCAACCAAUUUAGCAAGUCGGAAAUUUCUGAGUUUCAUGUGUUGCCAGUCGGGGAACUAUCUCUUUCACCUUUGUGACUCAGGCUGUGAAAUCUGGCACCACUUUAAUUUGGGAUGUCCCGCCCACCAUUUCAUUCGCUCUUCCGACUGGCCAUUAUCUUCUGGCUGGACGCUACAUCGCAGCCGUUGACAAAGCACAUGCCUGAAAUCCUUAGAUCCUAGCACAACAGAAGAUCGUGGUUUUGACACACUAGCACAGGGAUGGGCAACUGGUGGCCCGUGGGUUCAGUUUCCAAUAGAUUUUUAAUGUUACAUUUGGGAACUCAGUCCGGGUCUCAAUUUACUGUUGAGAGUUAGAAUAGUAGAAUACACAGGGUGCAGUUUCUCUUGUCAGUCACUCAAUUAGCCCAUGUCAACAUUCUUAUUUUAUUUUUUAGAUUGGUAAGUUAGUCUAGCGGCCAUCUAUCAAAAUUUCUAGUAAUCAUGGUCGAAUUACCGACCGGGGGGCCCCAUUGAUUUUGUUAGUCACUCUCACUCAGAUAUAAUUUUAAAAAACUGCAAAUAUUUCUGUCACAAUGCAAAAUUAAUAUAAUUGCAUUCCAUUUUGUAUAAAAUUGCAAAAUCUUCUCUACGCCCCAUGGCAAAAUGUGUAGAAUUAACCCAAAAAUCCCUGUCGGGGGCCUCUUCAUGUUUUGCCCCUUAAGGUGAGGGUGGGCACCCCCAAUAAAGUUUUGCUUAUGGCCCCAAAAGGAUCUGGCCAGCUCUGACGGCAUGUGUGGGUAUGAAUACCCACGAGCCACUGCGGCCCCUCAUGAUCACUUCUGAUUUUUUUGUGGCCCCCGCCCCCAUCAAAGGUGCCGAUCCCUUUUGUAUUGUAAACUACUUCCUUUCUGUAAAUGUGAUUGUGCACUCAUAAUUGACUCCUGACAGUAUGUAAAUAGUUACAUUGUAUGUUCGUGUCGUCAGGUCGGCUAGUAUUUGUAACGUGAUCCUGCGUUGUAUAUUGUGAAAUAAUAAAAAGUGCCGAUCCCUGCUCUAGCAGAUUCAGGGAUUGAUUUUACGUCAAAUCAAAUCAACAUUAUUUGUCACACGCGCCGUAUACAACAGGUGUAGACUUUACCGUGAAAUGCUUACUUACAAGCCCUUAACCAACAGUGCAGUUCAAAAAGAGUUAAAAUAUUUACCAAGUAGACUACAAUAAGUAAUAAUAAAAAAGUAACACAAUAAGAAUCACAAUAACGAGUUUAUAUACGGUCGGCACGGGUACCGAGUCAGUGUGCGGGGCUACACGUUAGUUGAGGUCAUUUAUACGUGUAGGUGGGGGUGAAGUGACUAUGCAUAGAUCAUAAACAGCGAGUAGCAGCAAUGUACAAAAGGGAAGUGGGGUCAAUGUAUUUGUCCGGUGGCGGUUUUAUUAAUUGUUCAGCAGUCUUAUGGCUUGGGGGUAGAAGCUGUUGAAGCCUUUUGGUCCUAGACUUGGUGCUCCGGUACCGCUUGCCAUGCGGUAGCAGAGAAAACAGUCUAUAACUUGGGUGACUGGGUUAGGGUUAGGGUUAGAAUUUUUAAUGGCUUUCCUCUGACACCGCCUAUUGUAUAGGUCCAAGGCAAGGGAGCUUGGCCCCAGUGAUGUAUUGGGCUGUUCGCACUACCCUCUGUAGCGCCUUACGGUCAGAUUCCGAGCAGUCGCCAUACCAGGCGGUGAUGCAACCGGUCAGGAUGCUCUCGAUGGUGCAGCUGUAGAAUCUUUUGAGGAUCUGAGGACCCAUGCCAAAUCUUUUCAGUCUCCUGAGGGGGAAAAUGUGUUGGGGUGCAAUCUUCACGACUGUCUUGGUAUGUUUGGAACAUGAUAGUUCGUUUGUAAAUUGGACACCAACGAGCUUAACUCUCGACCCGCUCCACUACAUUCCCGUCGAUGUUAAUAGGGGCCUGUUCGGCCCACCUUUUCCUGUAGUCCAUGAUGAGCUCCUUUUGUCUUGCUCACAUUGAGGGAGAGGUUGUUGUCCUGGCACCACAAUGCCAGUUCUCUGACCUUCUCCCUAUAGGCAGUCUCAUCGUUGUCGGUGAUCAGGCCUACCACUGUUGUGUCGUCAGCAAACUUAAUGAUGGUGUUGGAGUUGUGCUUGGCCACGCAGUCGUGGGUGAAUAGGGAAUACAGGAGGGACAAAGUACACACCCCUGAGGGGCCCCAGUGUGAAGGAUCAGUGUGGCUGACGUCGGUAAGUCACAUCCAUUGUUGCCUACUCUUACCACCUGGGGGCGGCCCGUCAGUAAUUCCAGGAUCCAGUUGCAGAGGGAGGUGUUUAGUCCCAGAGUUCUUAGCUUAGUGAUAUGCUUCGUGGGCACUAUAGUGUUGAACGCUGAGCUGUAGACAAUGAACAGCAUUCUCACAUAGGUGUUAUUUUUGUCCAGGUGAGAAAGGGCAGUGUGGAGUGCGAUUGAGAUUGCAUCAUCUGUUGGGCUGGUAUGCGAAUUGGAGUGGGUCUAGGGUGUUCGGGAGGAUGCUGUUGUGAGCCAUGACCAGCCUUUCAAAGCACUUCAUGGCUACCGACGUGAGUGCCGUGGGACGGUAAUAAUUUAGGCAGGGUACCUUCGCUUCCUUGGGCACAGGGACUAUGGUGGUCUGCUUGAAACAUGUUGGUAUUACAGACUCUGUCAGGGAGAGGUUGAAAAUGUCAGUGAAGACACUUGACAGUUUGUCCGCACAUGCUUUGAGUGCACGUCCUGGUAAUCCAUCUGGCCUAGCGGCUUUGACUGUUGACAUGUUUAAAGGUUUUGUUCACAUCGGCUACCGAGAGCGUUAUCACAGUCCUCCAGAACAGCUGGCGCUCUCGAGUAUGCUUCAGUGUUGCUUGCCUCGAAGUGAGCAUUUUCUUUGCAUAUGGCCUUAUAGAGUAGGUUGAGAGUACCAGCUUCGUUCUGUGGUGGCAAAUAGAUGGCUACGAAUGAUAUAGAGGAGAACUCUCUUUGUAGAUAGUGUGGUCUACAGCUUGUCAUAAUGUACUCUACCUCAGGUGAGCACUAUCUAGAGACUUCUUUAAUAUUAGACAUCGUGCACCAGCUGUUAUUGACAAAGACACACACCCCCCACCCAUCGUCUUACCAGAGGUUGCGUCUGUUCUGUGGGUGCAUGGAAAAUCCCACUAGCUCUAUAUUGUCCGUAUCAACGUUCAGCAAUGUCUCGGCGAAACAUAAGAUGUUGUUGAUGUCCCAUUGGUAGAGUAAUCUUAAUCGUAGGUCGUCAAUUUUAUUUUCCAAUGAUUGCACGUUAGCAAGAAGAACGGAUGGCAGUGGGAGUUUACUCGCUCGCCUACGGAUCCUCAGAAGGCUGCCUGAUCUGCUGCCCCUUUUCCUGUAUCUUUUCUGCAUGCAAAAGGCAUGGAUCUGGGGCUGUUCCAGUGAAAGCAGGAUAUCCUUCUCGUCGGACUCGUUAAAGGAAAAAGUUUCUUCCAGUCUGCGGUGAGUAAUCGCAGUUCUGAUGUCCAGAAGUUAUUUUCAGUCAUAAGAGACGGUAGCAUCAACAUUAUGUACACAAUAAGUAAUUUAAAAAAAAUAAGUUCCGCAAAAAAAACGAAACAAAAUUGCGUAAUUGGUUGGGAGAAUGUAAAACGUCAGCCAUGUUCUUCGGCGCCAUCUCAUUUUAUAGCCUACUUUAUCAAAGUAAUUUAAAACAAUGAAUAGAUGUUUUUUUUUAACAAAAAUCCCUUUGUCAUACAUGGACAAGAUUUAAUGAGAUUAAAGGCCAGUUUGUAAAGUUUUCAGGAAGCCAAGCUAGAGCCCUGUCCGAUGUUCAUGAGUGGGGGCUGGAGCUUGAUCAAGAGAGACUUUUAGAAAAUAUGCUAAUUCUCUAACACUAAGCAUUUUACACUUUUAAGGAAAGUGAAAUCUUAGUAAUUUUAUCAUUUGAUUGUACUAUAUUUAGAAAGCAUAUUUUAAGUUCUUAUUCAUACCGUUUUGUUGAAUAGGAAAUAAAGUAUGUCAUAUUAAAAAAUAUAUUUUUAUCAUAAUGUACUGUGUACUUCAGCUUGUGUCCUCAAAAGUAACUACACCUCAGCAAUGUAUAACUAUUUUUACCAGAAAGGUGAGAUUUUUGUCUUGGCGCAUGCAGCAUUACUAGUUAUAGUUUAUGGCCCUCGUGACAAAUAAUAACUUUUGGGAUUACAAUUUAGUUAUAUCUAGAAAAGGCUCUUGUCACAUGUAAUUUACAAUAGCGCUGGUUUCAACAGAGAUCUCUUCACAAGUACAUUAGACGUUUCCUGUGUGGUGUGGGGUGGGGAUGCGAUUUAGUGAUAUCCUUUCGUCGACAAAGCAAGACAUGGUCACAAUGGCAGACCCAAAUACCUCAUACCUUUUGAUUGUGGAGGACUUUGGUGAAUUCUUCAACUACACUGACUUCAACACAACUUAUGAGCUUGACGAAAACACCCUAACCUGCGAUACCUCCCCCAUUUCCUCUGGUGUGACAGUCGUCGUAUGUGCCUUAUACAUCCUCAUCUUGCUCUUGGCCAUUCCUGGGAACCUGGUGGUGGGGCUGGUGAUAGCCUCCAGCAAGCAGCCACUGUCUCCCUCUGACUUAUACCUGCUCCACCUGGCUGUUGCCGACUUCCUGUUGGCUCUCACCCUCCCUUUCUGGGCCGCUUCUAUCACCGUGGGCUGGGUGUUUGGUGACGCCAUGUGCAAACUAGUCAGUGUCUUCCAAGAGGUCAGCUUCUAUGCCAGCAUCCUGUUUUUGACCUGUAUCAGCGUGGACCGUUACCUGGUGAUCGUGCGAGCCAUGGAGGCGUCCAAGGCUGCUCGUCGCCGAGAGGUCAGCUGGAGCACCUGUGCCGCUGUCUGGCUCGUGGGUGGCCUGCUGUCCCUGCCCGGUGUCUUCAACCACGUCUUCCUCGUACGCGGCACAGAGCAGAUGACAUGCACCGAGGGUUACGACCCAGGCAGCGCUGAGGCAUUGCGGCUGGUCAUACGGGUUCUCGGGCACAUGUUAGGGUUUCUACUCCCUUUGACCGUUAUGGUGGUGUGCUAUGGUGUGAUUGUGGCUCGACUCCUGCGGACCCGGGGCGGUUUCCAGAGGAACAGGGCCAUGAGGGUGAUUGUUGCGCUGGUUUUGGCCUUUCUGCUGUGCUGGAUGCCCUACCACCUGGUGGUGAUGGCGGACACCCUAUUCCGGGCAAAAGUGGUGUGGUACGGGUGCCGAGAGAGGAGCGCUGUGGACACCGCCAUGUUCGCCACCCAGAGUCUAGGCCUGCUGCACAGCUGCGUCAACCCGGUUCUGUAUGCCUUUGUCGGGGAGAAGUUUAGGAGGAGGCUGCUCCAGAUGCUCCAGAAAGCGGGUGUGAUGGAGCAGCGAGCGUCGUUGACCAGGACAAGCAGAUACUUCUCUCAGACCUCGGAGGCCACCUCCACAUUCAUGUGAUCUGUGUGUUUUACCCCUGAUUUAUAAGAAGAAUCAAUUAGUCAUGAUGAGGACUCUGGUGCUAUGCUGUGGGUGUGCAGGAAUACGCCCACAUAAAUGUCAACAAACUGGAAUUUUAAAACUGCCUUCUUACUUGAGACCACAUUUGUCUUUAAAUGUGUUAUUGUAUUAACUCAAUGCAUCGAAUGUUUGCGAAAAGGAAGUGUAACGCCCCUUGCGGGUUUUGAACGUAUGUCUCCCAGCAUGUAGGCAAACCUGCUAACCACUGCUCCAAUAAAUCUGUACCAUUUUGGGGGAUAUAGUAACAGGCCUACAUAGGCAAGGUCCAUGACAUUAUUUUCUAUUCAUAAACAUUGUUUAGGGACAAUUCUGAAAAUAAUAAGUAUGUCAAAACAAUAUUGACAUAACAAACUUGGCGACGCCAUGUUUUCCGUUCUAAAUCAGACCUUUCAUAAAACUGCGUUUGUGAAUUCACCUUUUUAUGUUGACAAUAGCCCCCUUUUUUUGCUGUAUAAUAUGGAACUAUUGAAAUUAGUUUCUAAAAGAAAGAGCAAUGGCACAUUUUGAUUACACUCCUGUAGAAGUGUGGGCAGAAUGAAAAAAAAGUCACUAAAAUAUUAAAACAAACUAAAUAUGCAUGCUAUCAAAUAUAGCAGGUGCCAAACACUUGAUUGUACAUUAGAAACAUCUUAAAAGUGAAAUUCUACAGCCCACACUUCUACAGUAUACAAAAUGUUCAACAUUUUGUUAAUCAAUAGAUGAUGUUUCUAUCUCCUGCCUUGGUUUAGUCUCUGAUAUUAAAGAGGCUAUUACCUUGUGCUCCUAUUGCACAGCAAUACUGUAGCCAAUACCCAUACUGUCAAAUAUUUAACAUAGGCUACCAGUCUAUUUACUGUGUUGGCAGAAUGCUUUAAUCUUUUGCAUUAACUUAUGCUGUAUUUGGCAAAGGACUGUGAAUGUUUCUGAAAAAGAAAAUGAUGUUAAAUUGUUGUGGACCUGUCAGUAUAAUGUUUUAAUUUAAUGUUUUGUAAUGACUUUCCCCCAAACCUAAUAUGCUAGACUGUCAGCAAAUUGUCUAGGCUACUCAAAAACAAAUAAUUGAAUUAUUCAAAAAAUUAAACACAUAUUUUUGCUCUUCUCACUAACUGCAAAUGGCUGCAACUUAUGUUUAAGUAUGUUGUGACACAUGUAUGGUCAUUUUUGCCGUUUUUAUUUCAUUUUGUUAUUUUAUGGGGCCAUGCCUUGUCAAUUUUUAGGCCGUCUAGGUAUUUGCAUUUAAAUUAAUGUGUUUUGAGUGCUGUGACAUCAAAUGGGAGCGUUUGUGAGGUCUUGGAGGUUUCUUCUUCAAUCUUGUAGAAUGCCUACUACUGAACACCACUAACGUUUCUCCAACAUCAAUCUAUCCUGUUAAUUCAGGUAUGUAAUGUGCAAUAUGUUGAGGUAACAUGGUUAAUUACAUAGUCCAUGAGUUUAGUGACGUUUAAAGACGUAAAGGAGGGAGUAUUAAUCGAGUGAAAAACUUGUUGGUACAGUGGGGCAAAAAAGUAUUUAGUCAGCCACCAAUUGUGCAAGUUCUCCCACUUAAAAAGAUGAGAGAGGCCUGUAAUUUUCAUCAUGGAUACACUUCAACUAUGACAGACAAAAUGAGGGGGAAAAAAUCCCAAAAAUCACAUUGUAGGAUUUUUUAUGAAUUUAUUUGCAAAUUAUGGUGGAAAAUAAGUAUUUGGUCACUUACAAAUAAGCAAGAUUUCUGGCUCUCACAGACCUGUAAGAGGCUCCUCUGUCCUCCACUCGUUACCUGUAUUAAUGGCACCUGUUUGAACUUGUUAUCAGUAUAAAAGACACCUGUCCACAACCUCAAACAGUCACACUCCAAACUCCACUAUGGCCAAGACCAAAGAGCUGUCAAAGGACACCAGAAACAAAAUUGUAGACCUGCACCAGGCUGGGAAGACUGAAUCUGCAAUAGGUAAGCAGCUUGGUUUGAAGAAAUCAGCUGUGGGAGCAAUUAUUAGGAAAUGGAAGACAUACAAGACCACUGAUAAUCUCCCUCGAUCUGGGGCUCCACGCAAGAUCUCCAACAAUUGUAAUUGAUUUUGACUUCUGUACAGCACUUUGAAAUAUCAGCUGAUGUAAGAAGGGCUAUAUUAAUACAUUUGAUUUGAUACUGAAAACCACUCACGUUUCUCCAUCUCAGCAUUCUAUCCUGUUAAUUCAGGUUUAUUUUCUGCUGAUCACAUCUCAGUUCGAGGCGUGUAACCUCGUCCGGGAUCGGUGCCACCUUCAGGAGGUAGCUGAUCCAGAGAUCCAUAAACCAGGGAAGGCGUGACUGGAGCGAGAGGGAUACGAGUGGGUGACUAAGCAGUGGCAGGUGACCAAUGUGAAAGGGGAUCCUGGCAGAGAGAGUGCAGCACUACGUAUCUGAAGUGUUUGGAAGUGUGCAUCAUGUCCGACGAUGAAAGGGAGGGACUGGUCUGGGCCAUUAAGAAAAGGUUGUCUACGCUGACAUCUGAAAUUUUCCAGUUGGCUGAAAGUCUUGGUGCGUUACCAGAGCUUGACCCAGCUAAGUUAAACAAGGCUGAUGAGGAAGGUUGUUUUGACUGUGUGAAUUCAUGUUUUAAUGGGAAUUUUAAUGUUUGUGCUUUUCUUAGAAAUGUGUUGUGUUCUAUUCAUGUGCUGUUCUAUAAACCAAUUUCUGUGUUCAUGCAAGUGGCUGACUGAACGAAUCCUCACUUUCGUUAGCUGCAAUUUGGCAGUACGCCAAGACCUUGUUUUGAGAACAAAAUAUAUCUCACUUUUAAGGUCUCAGCUUAUAGAGAAGAGUCCUUGUGCGGUAUUGGUCUGUCACAUGUUGUGAACCAGAAUUGGUCGGUCACAUGAAUGAAACACAAAACGGUAAUGAUUAAUUAAUUAUGCUAAAUCAUGCAAAUAUAACUUGUCUGUGUAUAGCGGUGUAUAAGACAACUGCUGGGAUUGCAUAAGUAGAGCUUCUGUUUGACAUGUGUACUAUGGCGCAUUAAGUGUGUUAAACUCUCCAGUGCGCUGACAAUAAACAAUGAUUGACUUAA
This is a messenger RNA of Salvelinus fontinalis (brook trout), 10960 nucleotides long. RefSeq names its product C-X-C chemokine receptor type 1-like. The coding region runs from base 6756 to 7892 and encodes 378 amino acids. Gene Ontology annotation, molecular function: chemokine receptor activity. Gene Ontology annotation, biological process: immune response; neutrophil chemotaxis; G protein-coupled receptor signaling pathway. NCBI's taxonomy places the organism in Eukaryota, Metazoa, Chordata, Actinopteri, Salmoniformes, Salmonidae. The transcript is spliced from 2 exons. The record is from RefSeq and is a predicted model, not a curated record. Gene Ontology annotation, cellular component: membrane.